GAAGGGCCAGGGGUAUUGCCAUGGAGAGAACUGUAAAGGCUCUACAUCAAAAGUAGUGGUGGGGAAAAUGAUGAUGACUCUGACCAGAACUGGAAGCCACCAGAAAAUGACCUGAUCCAGAAGUUAAUUGCACAGAUUGAAUAUUACUUCUCAGAUGAGAACCUUGAGAAAGAUGCCUUCCUUCUAAAGCACGUGAGAAGAAAUAAGAUGGGCUAUGUCAGUGUUAAACUCCUCACUUCUUUUAAGAAGGUGAAACACCUUACCCGUGACUGGAGAACCACAGCCUAUGCACUGAAGUACUCGGACACUCUUGAGCUCAAUGAUGAUAAAAAAAAGGUUAGAAGAAAUACUCCAGUUCCAGUGUUUCCAAGUGAAAACCUUCCUACCAGGAUGUUACUGGUGUAUGAUAUCCACAUGAUAGCUGAGCUGCAGGCUUUCAAGAAACAAGAAGAAAAUGGAUGCAUGCAAGAAAGGAUAAUGGAGCACCUCCUCAAAGCCUUUGUAACUUUUGGUGUAAUUUCAUCAGUUCGUAUUCUCAAGCCUGGCAGGGAUCUACCACCUGAUAUCAGAAGGGUCAGCAAUCGGUACACCCAACUGGGAACUCAGGAAUGUGCAAUCAUAGAAUUUGAAGAAGUAGAUGCUGCCGUACGUGCUCAUGACUUCAUGUGUGCUGAAAAGAAUGAGACUGGCAUGAAAGUUGUCCUAAUAGGCAUGAAACCUCCAAAGAAAAAAGUUCCCAAAGACAAGAACCAUGAUGAAGAUACCAGCAAGAGUCUUAAGAAGGCUAGAUCCCUUAAUAAGAGAGUUGAGGAACUUCAGUUCGUUGGUGAUGAAUCUUCAGCAAAUAGCUCUUCUGACCCAGAGAGUAAUCCUACAUCACCAUCGUCAGGACGCAAAAGUACCACAAGUAAUUUGAGCCCUGUCAUUCCCUCAAACAACCAUUUGAGUCCUAACGUGUCACCCAGAUCAAGUCCUUGGAACAGUCCAUCUUCACUAAGAAAAGUAACCAAGAAGUCUCCACUGGCUGAAGACAGAAAGCUUAACCCAAGCACUAGUCCUGAAAUUUCAAGGAAAUGUAUGGAUUAUUCCUCGGAUAGCAGUAUCACUCCUUCCGGUAGCCCCUGGGUACAGAGAAGAAAAGCUCAAACUGUAACACAAGAGAAGAGCCCCACCAGUAGCCCCAUGUUAGCUCGGAAAAUACAAAAUGCAGACGGUCUGCCUGUAGGGGUGCUGCGGCUACCUAAAGGUCCUGAUGGCACUAAAGGAUUCCACAAUGGAUGUGAAAGAAGGAAGGCUGCAAAGAAUGAAUAA
Molecule: messenger RNA, 1311 nt
Organism: Tauraco erythrolophus (red-crested turaco)
Lineage: Eukaryota; Metazoa; Chordata; Aves; Musophagiformes; Musophagidae
Source: RefSeq, a predicted model, not a curated record